AUGACGGCAGCUAAGAAGCUCAUCGUCUGUGGAGGCAACGGCUUCUUGGGGUCACGAAUCUGCAAAUAUGCCGUAGCUCGGGGCUGGGACGUGACAUCAGUCAGCCGCUCUGGAGAACCUCGAUGGGACUCUGUCACAUCAAGUGCAACGCCCCCUCCAUGGGCUCAUAAGGUCUCAUGGGAGCGGGCCAACAUCCUCGAGCCUUUAACCUAUGCACCCUUGCUCAAAGGCUCCGAUUAUGUUGUUCACAGCAUGGGGAUUCUCUUGGAGGCAGACUACAAGGGCGUCAUUUCUGGCCGAGAAUCCCCCAUCACGGGGCUCCAAAAGGCGUUCGCUACUGUACGAGAUCGAGGCAUUGACCCUAUACAUAACAAGCCCGAAGACACGAUCAAGCCUUCCAACCCCAAGGACCAGAUGUCGUACGAAGUCAUGAACCGUGAUAGUGCCAUUUCACUAGCCAGACAUGCCGCUGCCGAGAACGCCAGUGCAUUUUGCUUCAUCUCUGCCGCGGCUGGGGCACCGGUUCUGCCUCAUCGAUACAUUUCCACCAAGCGAGAGGCAGAGAUAUCUAUCGCCACCAACUACCCUCAGAUGCGCGGCAUCUUCAUGCGGCCACCUUUCAUGUACGACAGCUCACGCAAGAUCACAAUGGGCCUCGCCGCGGCGACCGGUGCAGGAGCCUUGUUCAACACCCUGACAGGGGGCGUCCUCAAGGGCUUCAUGGGCGCUGCUGGAACCAAGCCCCUUCAAGUCGAUACAGUUGCCGAAGCCGUGGUUGAGGCGCUUGCAGACGAGACAACAAAGGGUCCCGUGGAGCCGGAGCAGAUUGAGGAGCUUGCGUCAAAGGGUUGGAGGAAGACAAUGCUGUAA
Molecule: messenger RNA, 870 nt
Organism: Trichoderma virens Gv29-8
Lineage: Eukaryota; Fungi; Ascomycota; Sordariomycetes; Hypocreales; Hypocreaceae
Exons: 3
Coding region: 1-870 (289 amino acids)
Cellular component (GO): mitochondrion
Molecular function (GO): protein-containing complex binding
Source: RefSeq, a predicted model, not a curated record